This is a messenger RNA of Arabis nemorensis, 1506 nucleotides long. The record is from the annotation of a GenBank genome assembly. NCBI's taxonomy places the organism in Eukaryota, Viridiplantae, Streptophyta, Magnoliopsida, Brassicales, Brassicaceae.
AUGGCGAUCUCUUUGCUCUGUUUUUGCAUCAUUACCCUCGUUUCGUUCAUCUUUUUUGUCAAGAAGAUUAAACACUUCAAGUGGAAUCUUCCUCCAAGCCCUCCUAAGUUUCCAAUCAUCGGAAACUUACACCAGAUCGGAGAAUUGCCUCACAGGUCACUUCAACGUCUAGCUGAAAGAUACGGACCUGUGAUGCUUCUUCACUUUGGGUUUGUCCCUGUGGUUGUAGUUUCGUCGAGAGAAGCAGCUGAAGAAGUUCUUAGAACUCAUGAUUUAGAGUGUUGCAGUAGGCCUAAUCUUGUCGGGACGAAGUUACUCUCGCGAAAUUUUAAAGAUAUCGGUUUUACGCCAUACGGUGAAGAGUGGAAGGAGCGGCGCAAGUUUGCGGUACGUGAGCUUUUCUGCCUGAAGAAAGUUCAGUCUUUUAGACAUAUCAGAGAGGAAGAGUGUAACUUUCUGGUCAAGAAACUGGCGGAAUCCUCGGCGGAUCGAUCUCCUGUGGACUUGAGUAAAUCUCUUUUCUGGCUAACCGCGAGUAUUCUGUUUAGAGUUGCUUUAGGACAGAAUUUCCACGAGAGCAAGUUUAUCGAUAAAGAAGAGAUCGAAGAGCUCGUGUUCGAGGCCGAGACUGCCCUGGCUAGUUUCACUUGCUCCGAUUUCUUCCCAGUAGCCGGACUUGGAUGGCUUGUUGACUGGAUUUCCGGACAACAUAGGAGGCUCAACGAUGUUUUCUUCAAGCUCGAUGCUCUGUUUCAAAAUGUGAUCGAUGAUCAUUUGAAUCCAGGAAGAUCAAAAGAUCACGAAGACAUCAUAGAUUCCAUGUUGGAUGUGAUUCAUAAACAAGGCAAAAAUGAUUCCUUAAAGCUCACAAUAGAUCAUAUCAAGGGAUUUCUUGCGAAUAUAUUUCUUGCAGGAAUAGACACAGGGGCCAUCACCAUGAUAUGGACAAUGACAGAGCUAGCUAGAAACCCGAAACUGAUGAAGAAAGUCCAAAGCGAGAUCCGAGACGGCCUUGGCAACAAUAAGGAGAGAAUCACCGAAGAAGAUAUCGAUAAAGUUCCUUACUUGAAGAUGGUAAUCAAAGAAACAUUCAGAUUACACCCUGCAGCUCCUCUUAUACUUCCAAGGGAAACAAUGGCUCAUAUCAAAGUUCAAGGUUAUGAUAUUCCCCCGAAGAGACGGAUCUUGGUCAAUGUUUGGGCGAUAGGAAGAGAUCCCAAACUCUGGACAAACCCGGAAGAGUUUAACCCCGAGAGGUUUAUCGAUAGCCAAGUAGAUUACAGAGGACAACAUUACGAGCUAUUACCAUUUGGUUCUGGUCGAAGGAUAUGUCCCGGGAUGCCGAUGGGGAUUGCUACAGUCGAAUUGGGACUCUUGAACUUACUUUACUUCUUCGAUUGGAGAUGUCCAGAUGGGAUGACACAUAACGAUAUCGAUACAGACGAAGCUGGUACUCUUACCACAGUAAAAAAAGUACCUCUGAUGCUUGUUCCAGUUCGAAUUUAG